AUGACUUACACGGGUAAUCCAGAUAACCUCCGCCUGAUCUCGGGGCGCAGCGCCCUCAUCGACGUCUAUACUUCACGCCACCCAAACAAGUCUUACACCAUUUACGCCGUCAAGGUCCACCGUGGUAAGCGCCAGGAGAUUCUUUCAGCAACAGGCCGUGAUCUCGAGGACGCCUUUGAGAAUCUGCACACAAAAUCUUCGCAGGAGGUGUACCAAUUUAUCGAUGCCAAUGGCUUCGCCUUCCCCCGCGGGGUGAAGUCCGUCUCUGGCAGCCACGAGGAUGAUGAGUCCGACUCUUCCAACAGUGAGGCAUCUACCGUCGAAGUAUCUGACAUACUGUCCGUCUCUGCCGUCUCCGACGACAGUGAUGGCGAAAACGGCAGGAGAAGGGCGAAGAAGACCAAAGGCUCCUCCCACCGUAAGACGAAGCGCAAGACGAAGAGACACUCCAAGCACCAUGAUUCCUCCUCAUCUGAGGAAGAAGAUAUAGACAGCGACUCUGGUCCUGAAAUCUCUCUCCGGAGACACCGCGCCGCCGUCGCCCCUAUUCCACGUCCAUCCUACAUUCCCACGCCACCCGGAGUAGUCUCGCACCCUCCCCCUCCUCCUCCGGGCUGGAGAGGCCCCCCGGCCCGCGUCUAUCCCCCCGGUGUUGCGGCCGGACCGCCGCAACCUCCACGCCCUAGCUUUCCACCCGGCAUGCGCCCGCAACCCUCUCAGGGCCUCGCCGCAUCCACCGCGCCCGUAGCUCCAGGCGCUCCCGCGGCGUCGUCCAAACCCGUCCGCCUCAUCAUUAAGUGGCGCGGCCAUGGCGAGAAAAAGGUCAUCGAGACCUGCGUGGCGAGCCACCGCGCGCUGCAGCGGACUGCGCUCGCCCAUGUGCGGUCCCACUGGCAGACGUUCGAGAACGUGAUUCCGCAGGAGAUGACACCUGGACGGCUGUGGGGGUUGGGCGCCAAGGUCAGGCGCGUGGCGCUAGGCAAAGACUUAUACGCCAUCUCAGCGACCGGAGGGGACGACCUGGGCAUGUACUUCAAGGCGGAGGACAUCCCUAAAUUCGAGGUCGAGGUUGAUCACGACGGGAGCAUCAUGCCCCCUCCACCGCACCCCCACUCUCAGCAAUGA
Molecule: messenger RNA, 1125 nt
Organism: Colletotrichum higginsianum IMI 349063
Lineage: Eukaryota; Fungi; Ascomycota; Sordariomycetes; Glomerellales; Glomerellaceae
Exons: 1
Coding region: 1-1125 (374 amino acids)
Source: RefSeq, a predicted model, not a curated record